AUGCUGCGCCACGCCAAACGCGACGAAGAGGCCGGCGGUCCUGGUCUCGGCGUGCUCGAAACUCGCAAACGAACUCGUCGAGCCGGCGAUGGAUCCAUCGUGACCAGACCAGCAAAGCGACAGGGUCGACGGCCAUCGCAUGCCACGGCUUCGUUGUCCGAUGACACCGACCAUCCGCCGCAUGGAGCGCCCGUGUCGCCUCCUACGUCGGCCAGCGAUCCUCCGUCCCUGUCUCUCGAUGAGACCGAUCCCUUGCUGGCACCGAUGAUGCCGGGAGGUCCGUUCGAGCCGUUCGUCGAGCCUAUACCGGGACAAUUUGACGCGGCGGACGGAUCGUGGAGCUUAGGGCUAGAGCCGCAGGGGCUGGCAGAUGGCUUUGCGACCGAUUUUAAUAUGCCCUUCGCUGCCACGCACAAUUACAACUGGCUGUUUGACGUUGCCUCCCUGGACGACGCCUUUCAUCAACUCGAUCUCCCUCUCGGCCCUGACAUGAUGACCUUCGCGGACGCACUGGACACACCCCCAGCCAGCCUGGACAUCCCCGACGCAGACACAUUGCUCGAUCAAGACGGAUCGUCGGUCCUCUUACAGGCAGCUUCCUUUGUCGAGCGCACCCGCGACAUCAACCUGACGCUUAACCCCCUAGACAUGGACUGGAUGGGUCCCAACAUGCUCGAUCCAAGUCCUGCGCCGCAUCUUCCUCGUCUCUCGGAGGAGGUCAGACAGGGAAUACUGUCGCUCGUAACUCACGAUCCAGUCGUUCUCGCACAAAUCGACACUCUACUCAGCCUGACCUCCCUACAAAACUACAGCGAUCUCUUCUUUACCCGCUUCAACACUGUCUAUCCACUCAUUCACCAACCCACCUUCGACCCGACCACCGUCCAGCCCGUCUUUAUGGCCUCGAUUCUGUGUAUGGGUGCAACGUACAGCACACGCGAGGCCCACCAGCUCGCCGUCAGUCUACACGGCAACCUGCGCACGCAGCUCUUCUGCAACGAGGCAUUCUCACCCUCACCCGACCUCUGGGUCCUCCAAACAAUGCUCCUAAUUGACUGUUUCGGCAAAAUGCGCGCGGGGCCAAAGCAGCGCGAAACCGCCCAGUUAUUCCACUGCGUGUUGAUCAAACUCAUCCGUCGCAGCGGAUGCUGCACAGUCCGCGCGAGCGCACCUGAUCUCUCCGCGUCCGGGAUCGAGCAAGAAACCGGCGAUCUGAACGAGAGCUGGCGAAGGGCCAUAGAGGACGAGCAACGCAAACGUCUCGCAAUGCAGUGUUUCAUGUGGGAUACGCAGCACGCGGUCCUCUUCUCGCAGUCCCUGUGCAUGUCGGCGUUCGAGAUUCGAUCCGCCCUGCCGUGUAGCAGCGCGGUGUGGGAAGCCUCUACGGCUGAAGAAUGGAUGCGGAGCGCCUCACGAGAGCCAGAACCUCAUUACUUUCUCUCCGUGCUAAAGGGAUACAUCACCCCGGGAUCAGUGACACGACCUCGCGACCUGAACCCCCAGGCGAGACUGCUCGUUCUGCACGGGUUGAUGUCCGUAUCCGCGGAUCUCAAACGCCGCGAUCAAACCACCAUCCGCGAAACCCCGGAGCGAGUCGGUGUCUGGACGCGUCGAAUGGGUCGAUCCUACGAUCUCUGGAAGAUCGACUUCGACGCAGACUGUCUAUCCAGCAAGCUGUGUCUUUCCCAAUCUCCCUCUCAAACAUCUAUCCCGACAGACCCAGAUAUUGGCCGUCUCACACCCCUCAAAUCUUCCGCCCACGCGCUCUAUCGCGCCGCGCACAUUGCUCUGAACGUCGAAGUGCUCGAUCUUCAGAUCGCCGCAGGCACGACGCAGAUUCUCAGUCGCGGCGUCACGGACUCCGACCGUGCCAGGUCCCUACACAUCCUACCGCGAUGGCUACAAACCGACUCCUCGAUCAGCGCGGCGCGACACGCAGCGCAUUUACUUCAAGACGCGAUCCUUACCCUACAGGACUGGGAACAGACCGACGCGUUCCACUUCCCGUGGUGUUUGUAUCUGGCGACGUUGACCUGCUGGGCGUUCCAUUUCCACGCGCAGCCGGAGGACAGACAGGGUCUGGGACACCCGGGACAGUGCAGGAUCACGACAGACAUUUCGUCGCUGAUCGUGGCGAUGACGAGCUGCGAGGGCGAUGAGCUGGCGAGUCUGGGAGGGAAAUACGAGACGAGGGGAUUGGUGAUGGCGAUGGGACAGCAGUUGGCGGGCGUGCGAUGGGGAGUUGUUCAUGAUGCGAUGAAGGUGUUGGUGAAUUUGGGGAGUAGAUAG
This is a messenger RNA of Aspergillus affinis, 2289 nucleotides long. Its product is annotated as MFS general substrate transporter. Gene Ontology annotation, molecular function: RNA polymerase II cis-regulatory region sequence-specific DNA binding; zinc ion binding; DNA-binding transcription factor activity, RNA polymerase II-specific. The transcript has 2 exons. The coding region runs from base 1 to 2289 and encodes 762 amino acids. Lineage: Eukaryota; Fungi; Ascomycota; Eurotiomycetes; Eurotiales; Aspergillaceae. The record is from RefSeq and is a predicted model, not a curated record. Gene Ontology annotation, cellular component: chromatin. Gene Ontology annotation, biological process: regulation of transcription by RNA polymerase II; DNA-templated transcription.